Messenger RNA from Amphibalanus amphitrite, 1400 nucleotides. RefSeq lists its product as uncharacterized. Bases 16 to 1149 code for a protein of 377 amino acids. The record is from RefSeq and is a predicted model, not a curated record. The transcript is spliced from 2 exons. NCBI's taxonomy places the organism in Eukaryota, Metazoa, Arthropoda, Thecostraca, Balanomorpha, Balanidae.
CGCAGGCCGAAACUGAUGCCAGCUGGCAGCCUUUCAGUCAGAUCACUGAGGAUACUGAUGUCACAUGAAAUACACAAAUCUCCCGUCUUCUUAACCGACAUUGAGCCGUUCUGUUCUGCGGCAGCGUUCUUCCGUGAGUUCAGUAAGCCGACGGUGACGUCGCUGUGCUUCCUGGAUUCGAACAGCUGCGUUCCGGCCAACUUCACCUCGGAGCUGCCCACCACCGUCACCGACGCCGUGAGCGCGUGCAUGCCGCGUCGCCGCUUUGGCCGCUCCCCGGCGUGGGGCCGGCGGAGUAGCGCCUUCAGACUCGGCGGCAAAACCGACAAGCUCAGCUGCAUCGCCACCCAGCUGAACAUUACCAGCGACACGGGCGUGGACGCAGCGGCUCUGGACACGGUGAUCGAGUCCCUGUCCAGCAACACCACCUUCACCGACCAGCUCAAGGCCAGCGCCGACUCCUGCAUCGCCGCCAUGAACACCACCCUGACCGCGGAGCAGCAGCGUGUCUACGUCCUCACCUGCCUGAAACUCAGCCAGAAGAGCGACUGCAAGCGCCAAGACGAGAACACCACUCUCUGCCUUAACGCCAAGACACUGGUCAAGUGCCCACUCGGCAUCCAGUCUCUGGUCGACCUGUCCACCUUCUUUACCUGCAAGAUGCAGGCGAAGGCGUCAAUCGGUAUCAGCAUGUUCACGAGCAUCUUCAGUGGCGACUUCUCCAGCUCGAGUAUCUCCGACAGCCUGUGUCCGACGCUGGAGGAGGGCGCCAAGGCGGCGGCCAACUGUUCGCUGCAGGCGGCCGGCCUGGCCAGCGGCGACACGGUGGACCUGACGGCCGUGCAGACGGCCAUCACCGCCAGCGCCACCACCACCGACUCGGAGAAGGCGCUCCAGCAGACCGUGCUGAGCACGUGCCAGGCCAACGGCGCCGACACGGUGGACGCGUUCCUCGACUGCUGGGCCACCGAGUCGGUCGACGGCUGCGUCACCAGCAUCGCCGAGCGGCUGGCGACCGGCAGCACCAGCCGCGGCACCGGCCGGAUGCCGGGCAGACGCCGCUCCCGUGGUGGGCGACGCCGCUUCAGUAGUGGUGGACGACGCCGCUUCAGUGGAAGCCGCCGUAGACGCACGGGGCUCUUUGGCUAAGCGGCAAAAAGCUCUUUACUGGGGGACUAGCGCACUGUGCACGUUUGGACGCCACCUGUCCAAAAGCUCCUGUGGUGAAGAACGUCAUGUAUUCCUGGCAAAUACUUGCCGUUGUUCGUCUUCCCCGCCAGUCGUCAUUCGUUGCACCGGCUGUAAAUCAUGAUUCAUAAGCACAAACGAUCUGAUUAGACGACUUCAACGGUUAAUGGAAAAAGUUGAAACACAAUAAAAUAAACAUUUUGGUCUACGCA